AUGUCGGUAUUUCAGAUCACGGGCCACGAAAGUUCGUAAGAUGCAAUGUCUAUUCAUAUGCCUUGUCUGUGGUCACAGUAUACAACUUGAAACUGAAAGUGAAUGUUUCAGCAAAAAUUAUGUAAAAAAAUACUUCCUUGUAUACCAAAAUGUUAUUGGUCAAGGGUCAAUCAAAUUUCAAAUGAUUAUACGAAAGAUGGAAGUAGUAAUUCUGAAGCAUCAAAUACAGAUCAAUCUAAACAAGACUCUUCACAAUGUUCAUACAAGACAAAAGAAGUGUUACAUUUACUUGAAGAAGCUGCAACAUUUGAAGGUGUCAAGGAUAAAAAUUGGAUGACAAGUCCAUAUCCUAAAGAUAUCCCACUAAAUUACAAUGAAGAUACGAAAUCAAGUAUUGAUCCAAAAAAUACCUCUGUUUUAUUAUUUCCUGGUCAAGGUACCAUCAAAGUUGGCAUGGUUAAAAAAUAUAUGGAUUAUCCUGGUGCUAAAGAACUUUUUCAAAUAACUAGUGAAAUAACUAAUUAUGAUUUAUUGAAACUUUGUUUGAAUGGCCCACAAAAGGAAUUAAAUCGAACUGAAUUUAAUCAAGUUGCUACAGUAGUAUCAUCUUUGGUCGCAUUAGAAAAAAUUCGAGCAGAAGAUCCUAAAGUGUUUGAAACUUGUGUUGCUACAGCAGGUUAUAGCGUGGGAGAGAUAACUGCUUUGAUUCUUUCUGGUAUUAUAACUUUUGAAGAUGGAAUUCGAUUAGCAUGGACUAGAGGAAAAGCUAUGCAAUAUGCAUCAAAUUUAGUGCGUCAGGGAAUGUUAUCCGUAGUUUAUACGCCAAAAACACAUCUUUCAAAAGCAUGUACUGAAGCAGAAAACUGGGCAAGGGACAUAGGUAUUGAAAAUCCAAUAUGCAGGACUGCUAUUUUUCUAUGUACAGAAAGAAAAAUAGUAGCAGGAAAUGUAGAAGCAUUGGAUUAUCUUGAAAAUCAUAAAACACAAUUUGGUCUAACUAAAUUGUCCAGAUUACCUGUAUCAGGAGCAUUUCACACACCAUUGAUGGAACCUGCUUUAAAGGCAAUUGGUAAAAUAUUGGGUUCAAUAGAGAUAAAUGAACCUAGAUGUAAAGUAUAUUCUAAUUAUAAAGCUAAGCCAUAUACUAACUUACGAUAUGUGAAAAAAUACAUAUUGAAACAAACUGUAUCACCAGUCAGAUGGGAACAAUGUUUGCAACAGAUAUACAAUAGGCCUGACGGAACACCAUUUCCUCAAACAUACGAUGUAGGGUCAGAUGGAAGAAUGAGAACCAUUUUAAAAUUAGUUAAUGCAAAAGCAAGUAGAUCAUGUACUGUAAUUUAAAAUAUACUCAAAAUCUCGUUUUUAAUAUAUAAUUUUUCCUCAGUUUUCGUUUUAUUUUCUCAUUUAUUAAUAUGUACAUAAUGUUAAAAGAAUUAUAAAUAAAUUUGUAAAAU
Molecule: messenger RNA, 1457 nt
Organism: Frieseomelitta varia
Lineage: Eukaryota; Metazoa; Arthropoda; Insecta; Hymenoptera; Apidae
Gene: beg
Product: probable malonyl-CoA-acyl carrier protein transacylase, mitochondrial
Exons: 3
Coding region: 103-1344 (413 amino acids)
Molecular function (GO): transferase activity
Source: RefSeq, a predicted model, not a curated record